ACAAAAGCUGUUUUCAGUUCCCAACGUUGGUAACUCACACGAGACAUCGCCAUCGCGAUCGCCGACUAAAAUUUAUCGCGUCGCGUUGCGUUGCGUUGCGUCACCGUCGCUUCGCGCCGCUGCUCCAAGCUCUCCGCUAUUUUUUUGUUGUGCUAUAUACAGUGUACAGUGUACAGUGUACGUCUUGUCGUUUUCAUUUUCGUAUUCGCAUUCGCAUUCGCAUUCGCAUCCGCAUCGGCUGAUUAUAUGUAGUAUGGUACUCUCGUUCUCGUGGCGGUUGCCGAUGCCUUAAUUCUGCCAAAAUGAACAAACUACUCGAAUAGCUCAUCGGCGCGGCGCAUCCAAUGGCGGCAAAGGUGACGGCGACACCAGCGAGGAAGAAGCGCAAUAACGACCGCCGCAGCAGCCGUAACGACGGCGGCACCGACCGCAAAUCGUACCAUUGUCGAUCCGAGUAUAUCGUUGUUUGAGUUGCGGUUCAAUUGUUUAAAUAAUGCCGUAGACGAAGAAACAGUUUGAAAGAUGUCCUAAUAUGGAUAAAAGUUUGCUGUUACGAGGGACCAUAAUCUUUUUAUGCGUUGUAUCGAAUGCGAUAAAAGAAACCUUUUCGGCUGUCGAUUUAUUCGACGAAGGCAAAUCCGAUAAAGAAAUUUUAGAUAAUCUGUUGAAGAGAACUCGUUACGAUAAACGAUUACUUCCGCCAGUUGAUGGUACUCUAACUGUGAACAUGAGUGUACUUCUAAUGAGUCUGGCCUCACCGGACGAAUCGAGUUUGAAAUACGAAGUGGAAUUCCUGCUGCAGCAACAAUGGCAGGAUCCCAGACUGAACUACGGAAAUCAAAGCAAAUACGAAUACUUGAACGGUAUACACCACCACGACGACGUCUGGCUUCCUGAUACUUAUUUUAUAAUGCACGGCGACUUCAAAACGCCUCUCAUACCGGUUCAUUUUGCUCUAAAGGUGUUUAGAAAUGGCACAAUCGUGUAUUACACUAGACGACAUUUAAUUUUAUCGUGUCAAGGAAGUAUCAGCGUAUUUCCAUUUGACGACCCGCUGUGUUCAUUCGCCAUGGAAAGCAUAUCAUACGAAAAAUCAGCAAUCGAAUACGUAUGGAAAAAUGACGAAGCAACGUUGAGAAAGUCGCCGUCUUUGAAAACAUUGAACGCUUAUCUGAUAAAAAAUCAAACUAUUACAUGCAAGCUGGAAAGUUGGCGAGGUAAUUACAGCUGCUUAAAGGUGGAAUUAAUGUUCACCAGAGAUCGUGUGUUCUACUUUACGACAGUUUUUAUACCGGGUAUUAUUUUAGUGACGUCUUCGUUUAUAACAUUUUGGCUGGAAUGGAACGCCGUGCCUGCCAGAGUAAUGAUUGGUGUUACGACAAUGCUCAAUUUUUUUACAACUUCAAACGGUUUUCGCUCCACUCUGCCCGUUGUAUCGAAUUUAACAGCCAUGAACGUUUGGGACGGAGUGUGCAUGUUUUUCAUUUACGCCAGCCUUUUGGAAUUCGUUUGCGUUAAUUACGUCGGACGUAAACGGCCGCUUCACAACGUCGUUUACAGACCCGGAGAAAAUCCCGUAAUACAGCGAUUACCCGUUGUGCUCAGUCAAAUUGGUAUUUUUAUGUCAACUCCGCUGGGUAACAAUAAUAACAAUAAGAAACGCGAUGAAAAUGGCAGCGAUAUCACGUGCACCAACUGUACAACUGGUUGCACUCCAAACGCUUGCAAACACCAACACGAAAUCAACAACGUUGGAAUUUUAGGACCAACAACGGCCGACUUGAGGAAGAAAGAGCCACCGCAUCCGAUCCGAGUUGCCAAGACAAUAGAUGUGAUUGCCAGAUUUGUUUUUCCCGUCGCGUACGCUCUGUUUCUGCUCUUCUUCUUUUUCCAUUACAAGGGAUUUUCGUAGAAGCUGAAAUCGUGUAAUUUGACUAUCGUUUUGACUGGCGCGGACGCGGACGCGGACGCGGACGUGGACGCGGACGGGCGUGCCAAUAAAACAGUUUAGCGGUACCUACCUAGGAGAUGCUACGUGUACGUGUACGUACCCUCAGGUCGUACGUAUGUGUAUACUGUAUAAAUGUUUCUGUGGCGAUCGCAUCGAUGUGUAUCGAGUAGAUACGACCAGUAGUUAUUACGCGUACCUAUACCUACGUCUUAUUAGUUGGAUUCCGGAUACCGGAUGCCAAAUGCCAAUUGCCAAUUGCCAAUUACCUAUUGGGCAAAACGAAGCGUACCUUAUACGUACGAAAAACCGUAUCCAGCUGCGGCAAUGACGUGUACACAUAUUUCACAAUGUACUGACUACUUACCUUCUACCUACUUAGCUGCCUAUCUGCUCGUGCUCGUGCUCUCGUAUUCUCGUAUCUACUUAUUCGUAUUAUUUGUUUAAUCGUACGCGUACUCGUACUCGUACUCGUAUUACUUCGAAUGUAAUCAAAACACUCGUAUAUUGUGUAUUUACGUAUGUAAGUAUGUAAUGUACAUAUCUAGGUAUCUAAUUUUAAUUUUUAUCGUUUUCGUUUCAUUGCAGCGCAACGUAAGACAGUACAUCUCUGUGUUUACUCGCGUCGCGUCACGUCCCCCUCCUCUGUAUACCGUAUCUGUCCAAGUGUCCAACCUCCCUCCCUCCCUUCCUUCCUCUAGAUGCAGUAUGUACUGUUUACUUACUUACUGGAUUGCCGGUUCAAUAUGUAUUACCCUACUAAUUGUACAUAUUAUAAAUGUGCCGAUGCCGAUGUCGAUGUCGUACCAAACUAAAAAUAGUAUUGUUCGAUGUGCUGGGCAAUGGGCAAGGGGCAAUGGGCAAUGGGCAUGUUUGCAAACUCGGGUAUGGUAUUACGUACGUGGCCCAGCCGGUGCAGGCUUUCGUUUUGAAGACAGGCGAUUUCUCUUACGGACAGUUUUGAAAGAAGAUGUAAUUGUAAGUAAAAGAAAGCGAAGCAUCAACCUGCGCGGUGGUUACCUAUACCUACAGCAGUACAGCUGUUAAGUGGACCGUUUGGUAAUGGUACUCGAGCUCGACCGCGACACUCGCAUGUACCUUGACAGGUAAGGUACCUACCUACAUAUAUGUACUUUUGUAACCGUGCCCACUGCCCUGCCCCAUCGUCAUUGUUAUUAGGUAUCAUAGCCCAUAUAGGUGCGGUAUUCGUAUUGCGAGUACCCUAUCUACUUACUCGUACUUAUGCAGUUAUGCACCUACAAAAUUGUAAUUGUAUCUAUGUAAAUUAAUGGUAAUGUAAGAUGCAGAUGUAGGUAUACCUUACUCAAAACCAAAAGUAGUUACCAAUAAUUACCAUACCAUACCAUACCAACGCCGCCGCUGUACCUAGUCUUACAUUUAGUCGGCGAAAAUUUUGUUUUGUACUUUUUAAGAAAUUCGCAACGAGAGCUUAUUUUGUGCCCUGCCACGCGCGCGUUAACGUUACUCGUGCAACGUACGUGUACACCUGUACACCUGUACACCUGUAUAGCUGUACAACGUACAAUAUCAAACUGUACCACUAAACCACUAUCCAUCCACGCAACUUGAUCCUAAUACCUAGGUACCUAAAAAAAUAAAACAUACUGUAAUUAUAUUACGUAUACGUAUCCAGUGUAGUGUAGACGUAUCCCUACUGUAAAUGAUGAGUCAUGUGCGGUAGCUGUAGUCUCAUUUCCAACUAUGGGAAUGCGAACUACGGUACACAGCAGCUACACACUACACACUACACAGCUACAGCUAUUCGCUCGUAGGUAGACUUGUAGACUUACUCGCCUACCUAGGUGGCUAGGUAUCGCUAAUACGAUAACGAUACGUAAGUAGGAAAAGUUGCGGUUGGUUUUUGACGACAAAAAGCAGAAGCACCGAAAUUAAAGCUACUACAUAUAUAAGCUUGGAAGAGACCAAUCUAACCUUGAAAAGGUAACCAGCCGAAUUGGCUAAGUUAUUUGCUCAACAUGAUGUGAUACUUGUACGGUAGGCUAAUUCAGUCGCAUAUUAGGCCUAACGCCUAACGAUAGCGAUAGCGACAUUGCCAGCCAAUUUUUACAAAAAAUAACACCUAAGUAGAUAUACAAUACCAGCUACCACGUGUACUGCUACUGCACAGUGCACUUACACACUCGUUAUGCUUUUCCGCAGUAAACCAUAGUAAAAUUGGACCCGGUCGCAAAAUGGGCGAAAAUUGCCUUCUCUCCUCAGUCCCCAGUCCCCAGUCACCACAAUUUGUCCCACUCCCACUCCCACUCUCACACUAACUAUACUCAGUAGCCCCCCCCCCCUAUUUGAUUCGAGUUUCAAUAUACGACGAGUAGGAGUAGUUACUCGUGUUCGUACAAUCGAUUUACCUAUACCUACCUAUGUACUUAUUUAUCGAAUUAAUGUUUUUAUACUUAAAUUAGUGUUGGUAACCGCAAAUUGCAAAUUGCAAAUCGUAAAUCGUAAAUCGCAAAUCGCAAAUCGCAAAUCGCAAAUCGCAAAUGCAACACCUAUAAAAGUGAUGAUUUACCCGUUCACGAGGACUCAUUUGUUACCUACUGCGCGGUUUGUGUUUUCUUAGUUAUUAACUACUCGUAUAUGUACGAGUACGUAUAGGGUACAGGGUACCGGGUACCGGGUACCGGGUACCAUACGAUUGCGAUUACGAUUACUACUCGUUAUUUCAUCGUUUAUUUUUUAAUAUAAAUGUACAACGAUAUUAUUACAAAUUACAAAUACGAUUAACUAUUUAUUACGGUUAUACUUUUAUUAAUAUUUAUGUAUUUAUAUUUUUUACCUAUUAUUCACAAAUUGGCACCAAUUUUUUUUUGUUUUUUCAAAGAAACUCCGAGCUUUGAUAUUGCCUUUCACCGACAGCUUGUCGUAUGUAUUAGUGUAACGAAUUUAAAAUUUGAGCUUUAUGUCAUCGUAUGUACACACCGUACAUCACGUAUCCUUAUCCUUAUUCUUAUUCUAAUUCUUACUCGUACAAUGUACCUACUUAAUACUCGAUACUCAUCCACUCGUUUGUAUCUUACCUAUAAAAUACCUAUCUACAUUCUACAGUACCUACUACCUAUUGUAUCUACUCUUGCUCGAGAUACUGACGAUAGUCGAUAGACUAUCGAUAGACCCAUACAGAAUACAGAUACUUUUUGAUCUGUACGCGCGCGUAUGCCGGCAGCCGGCAGGUACCUGUAGUCGGAGGCGUGACGAAUGGGAGAGGGCACUGAAAUUUUCCCGACUUUUUUCGCCAGAUUUCUACUCCAGACCUCCCACACCCACACCCACACCCACACCCACACCCUCGCAAAUUUUGGAUGCUCGAACAAAUUUUGAGUAGACUAGGUAGUACAUAGGUACCUACCUACGUCUUAAUGUUGAAUAAUUUUAAAUUUUCAAAAACGGCGCUGGUCUAUAGCUGGUUGAAAAUCAAAUUCAAAAAGAGAAUAGAACACUUGUUUGUCCGAACAAGUUGGGAGCGCAACAUUUUUGGAAAAUUUUCGAUUUUGUCCGAAGCGAAGCGAGUGUGAGAGCUUCAAAUUCGAGAAGUGAAAACCCGCGGUUUUUUGAAGAUUCCUCGAUUUUCGCCGUUCAUACAAGUUCUUAUCGACUCGACGUUUUGCCAAAUUUUUUCUGUCUGGAUCGGGAAGGGGGAGGUGAAAUACCCCCCCCCCCCUCCUGUCUACCAAACAACUUCCCGUGUGGCACGCUUCUGCCUGCAGUUCUGUAUGGUACAUAUCAAUUAUCAACCCCAAUAGGUACCGCAAUAGCUAUACCGUUGACCGCGCUGCAUACUCGGAAAUAAUUUUUUUUGUUAAAACUGUACAUAAGUUGGUCAUAGUGAGCAGCAGCGCUGGGUAUCUAUUAUGAAAAUUCGUUAAAGUUAACGAAUUCGUUAACUAUUCGUUAACUUAACGAGAGAUAUUUUCUCACACGUAAACUUAACAUGGCUUAACGAAAAGUUAACGAAAGGUCGCAGAAAAAAUAUGCGAGUUAACGAAUUCGUUAACUCUAACGAAUUUUCAUAAUUCCAGCCCUGGUGACUUGUGAUUCGUGCAUAUGUCUAUUUCUACGUGUCCAACCUACAAAAUUUUAACCAAAAAAAAAAAGAAAAAAAACUCGCUGCGACGUGUGCAUGAUCGAAAUUUUUUAGCACGCUGUAAUACCUACCGCAUUAAUAAUUUCAAAACAACAACUAACUACCUACCUACCUACCUACCUACCUAUGCCAAAAAACUAAAAAAAAAUUACCGUCAUCUCGUAUUCUAAUAUAGGUAGGUAUAAUUGUUUCCGCAUGUAGAAUAUCUAGGUAGGUACCUAAUUUUUUAAGAGACCUCCUUGCGGCUAUACGAUCGAGUACCUACAUUACUUGUAAGUUGUACUUGUUCUAUCCACGCUCACACAUUUGCAACCUUUUCUACUUAUCCAUACGCCAUACGCCAUAAAUGCGAUUAUCUACAUAGGUACACUUACCUACGUACGAUUGUAUGUGUCUAAUACCUAUACGUUUACGUGUAUACUUUAAUACCUAGUACAUAUAUGUUUUAUUGUCUACAAAAUACUUGUACUAAUUAUUUACUCGAUUACGUAAUAGAGGUACGUAUUGUAUGUUUCAUGUUUACUUUUCUUUUCUUUUUUAAUUUAUUACGAGUAUCUUCUUCUUCUUCUUCUUCUUCUUCUCCUCCUCCUUCUUCUUUUUAUUAUUAUUUUUGUUUUUUUAAAUUUAUUUUUCGUUUUUAAUAUAAUAUAAGUUACCUACCUAUUUAUUUUGUAUCGUUUAAUCAUACGGUAUAACAUUUUUAGACGACCAUUAUUUAUGUGUAAAAAACCAUUUUGUUAGUUUAAUAAAUCGUUGUUAUAAAAUGG
Molecule: messenger RNA, 6835 nt
Organism: Planococcus citri (citrus mealybug)
Lineage: Eukaryota; Metazoa; Arthropoda; Insecta; Hemiptera; Pseudococcidae
Gene: pHCl-1
Product: pH-sensitive chloride channel 1
Exons: 14
Coding region: 533-1912 (459 amino acids)
Biological process (GO): chemical synaptic transmission; signal transduction; regulation of membrane potential
Cellular component (GO): plasma membrane; neuron projection; synapse
Molecular function (GO): chloride channel activity; transmitter-gated monoatomic ion channel activity involved in regulation of postsynaptic membrane potential; excitatory extracellular ligand-gated monoatomic ion channel activity
Source: RefSeq, a predicted model, not a curated record